UCCAUCUGCUUUGACAUCUCGUCGACUCCCGCGUCCUACUAAAGCAAAUAACGAGGACAUUAUUCAAUCGCUAUUAGGUCUACCUACAGAACGAUUAUUUAUCAGGCUCGCGUGUGUUCUUGUUUUAGUGUUCCAUACCGAAACCUAGGAUUAGCUAGAUGACAAUUCGUUUUCCAAGGCACCCAAAGAGGUAGCCUGAUGCUAUGAGGGUGUUUUGACACAUCAAAGUGACGCGUGUGAUAUUAGUUGUUUAUCAGCAACAGGAAUCAAGGAUAUUCGUGAUGCAGUUUGUUACGUUUGAAGGCGGUUACAUUGAAACAAUGUAUCAGAAUGGCAUCACGUCUCGUGCCUGGGAAGCGAAUUGAUGAUGGAUUGUUGUUACAUUGUAGCUACCCGAUUGAAAAUAGUUUACUUCUUUUCGCGUGUUAUUGGUGAGCUAUUUUUCCAUUACGUGGAGAUGGUGAUUAUAUUUUUCCAGCGUGCCCUUCAUCGUCAUCAUUCGGCUCCUGUGUUCCAUUUUUGAAUUUCUUCGAGGCUGACACGUAUGCUACAGUAAGGACUUUAUCACAGAAUACACAAACAUGGGAACUCAGAUUACUGGCAGUGGAAGAAAAAGAAUCCCCAACAGGGAGAGACUGACCGCGGAGGACGAUGCCCUCAGUCAAAUUGCUCGAGAGGCUGAGGCGAGACUGGCAGCGAAGCGGGCGGCCAGAGCAGAGGCACGGGAGAUACGCAUGAAGGAACUGGAGAGACAGCAGAAAGAGGUGACACACACACACCUCUGCACGGUGAUCUCAGACGAUGAGGAACGGAUGUCGGUGGGGAGCCGAGGAAGCCUUAGGGUGGAGGAGAGAUCAGACAGGGACUUCCCGGAAAAGGGUUCCAGGACUGCCUCUACCCUCUCAGCAGCCACUCUAGCAUCGCUGGGCGGGCCCUCCUCUCGCAGAGGCAGCUGUGACACCUCUAUCUCAGUAGAGACAGAGGCCUCCAUUCGAGAGAUAAAGGACUCCCUGGUGGAGUCUGAGGAGAAGUACCGUAAGGCCAUGGUGUCCAACGCCCAGCUACACAACGAGAAGUCCAACCUCAUGUACCAGGUGGACACGCUGAAGGACUCGCUCAUUGAGCUGGAGGAGCAGCUGUACGAGUCUAAACGAGAGUACAACGACAAGGCCAAGGAGUUUGAGAGGGAGAGACACGCCCACAGUGUUCUGCAGCGCCAGUUUAACGAGAUGAGAGAGACGCUGAAACAGAGUGAAGAACUGCUAACCAAAAAUGGGAUAGUGCUGUCACCUGAAGUAACCACCAAUGGGGAUGCAGGACAGAUGAUUGACGGGCCUCUCAGUGCAGACUCUACCUCCCGAUUGGCUCAGCCAUCUCAUGGUGGGGAGAGCAUGCUUGAAGUCAGACUGAGGAAAAUAGUUGAUGAGAGGGAGAGUUUAGCUGAUCAGGUGAAGAGGCUGAAGUCUCAGCUGGAGGGGAAACAGAGGAACGGGACAGAGGGUUUGAGUCCUGAGGAGGACGGACUUGAGAACGGCAUGGACCCCCACAUCCUCGACUUACAGAGGGAUGCCAACCGGCAAAUCAGUGACCUCAAGUUUAAACUGGUGAAAUCAGAACAGGAAGUCACAGCCCUGGAACAGAAUAUCAUCCGGUUGGAGGGUCAGGUGACUCGUUACAAGUCGGCCUCUGAGAGCGCAGAGAAAGUAGAGGACGAGCUCAAAGUGGAGAAACGCAAGCUACAGAGAGAGCUGAGGUCUGCCCUGGACAGGAUUGAUGAGCUGGAGGCCAGUAACAGCCACCUGGCCAAGCGCCUGGAGAAGAUGAAGGCUAAUCGGAGCGCCCUAUUGGCCCAGCAGUGAUGUACUUAUUGGUUGUCAUGGCUAUUUGCAUCUCUGACCUCCCUAUGAUCUUUGAACUUUGAUCUAUCAGGCAUUCUAUUAACACACACCCAGAAAAUUCAAACCAAGCGAGGACUUGCUGGAGCAAAAGCUUCAAUGAAACAUAUCCACACAUAUUGUAAUCCCAGAUUCAUUCAGUGUUGUGCCCAUCUGUACAGUAUAUCCAGUGAUUCACCAAGAGACACAGAGGGAACGUGUUACUGACCCUGGGAACACUCCUCACUGACUGUGACCGAGGCUGGACUCCUCAACUAACUUGUGAAGGGGGAAUAUUCUGCACAAACGGACAGCAAAGAGGACCUAUCCUCCUCCAAUAGCUCUUAAGAGGACCUAUCCUCCUCCAAUAGCUCUUAAGAGGACCUAUCCUCUCAUAGCUCUUAUGUCGCCCUGUGCCAUGAUUACCCCUAAAGCAUUUCUUCCCAAUCAUUAAUCUCUCUCUGUUCUCUGUAACACGUGGCACUAUCUCUCUGUGCUACUUGGGGUCCAUGUCUGCUCCAGCAAGUUUAUCCAUCCACAGAGGAAGAAAGACUAAAAAGGAGUGUGUUUCAUGUAUAAUCUUUUUUUAUUGUCAAUAUAUUUUGAAAUGAAAAUGCACUCUGCUCCCUCCUGUCCCCCAAGCCAAAGUCUGAUGUUAAUGUGUAAGGUGAUGUUUAUUUUUAUGUUGUAUAUGUGUGUGUCUCCGUAGGUAUAUGUCAAGUACAUCAGAUGGGUGGAAAUACACAUGGCACAAUAUUAACUAAGCAAUAAGGCCCGAGGAGGUGUGGUAUAUGGCCAACAUACCACGGCUAAGAGCUAUUUGUUGGCCAUAUAUCACAAACCCCGAGGUGCCUUGCUAUUAUUAACGGGUUACCAACGUAAUUAGAGUAGUAAAAAUACAUGUUUUGUCAUAACCGUGGUAUACAACGGCUGUCAGCCAAUCAGCUUCCAGGGCUCGAACCACCCAGUUUAUAAUCAGGAUUAUCCUAUUCAUCUCAUUGUUUGUGCCACGUGAUGAAAAUUAUACUGGUACUUGAGGAAAAAUAUCACCAGCUUUUAACGUCUGAAAUACUAUGUCCUCCCUUGAGCAAUUUAAACGAGUCAUUGGGGAACGACAAUCAGUUGAAUAAUGUACUUCUACUGCAACAGUUGUGGAACGUAUCACAUCGGCUGUCGCAGUAACACCUGAUGUAAAUGUUCGACAAUCUGACAAACCAGAUCUCAUGCAGAUAAAAACAUCAGUUAUAUUCCGACAUAACGGGAAGUGUUUCCUUAUUAUCCUGCUCCUCAGUCUCAAGCAUUUCAUGCCUUAUUGAGGGGGAAGAAAGCAUUGUUGUUCACUUGUGUUUUGUGCAUUACGUUUCCCCUCCUACCCUCUAUACUUUAGUUGAGCUCGGACAUCUACUUUUUGGGGAACUUACAUCUGUUUACAUGCUUUAAAACUAUUGUUAUUUGUCCAUGAAUGAAGCUAAUUGUAAACAUUGUGCAAUAUUGGAAAUGUCUUUGGGAAGGUGAGGCUGUAUGGUCCUUGCUUUACUUGAGAAAUGUAGAGGAUGUUUGAGGUAGCAUUGACAUGCACCACAUUAAACUAAUGCAA
Salvelinus namaycush (lake trout) is the source of this 3471-nucleotide messenger RNA. Its product is annotated as leucine-rich repeat flightless-interacting protein 2-like. Gene Ontology annotation, biological process: regulation of transcription by RNA polymerase II. Gene Ontology annotation, molecular function: DNA-binding transcription factor activity, RNA polymerase II-specific; RNA polymerase II cis-regulatory region sequence-specific DNA binding. The coding region runs from base 582 to 1859 and encodes 425 amino acids. The record is from RefSeq and is a predicted model, not a curated record. Lineage: Eukaryota; Metazoa; Chordata; Actinopteri; Salmoniformes; Salmonidae. The transcript is spliced from 11 exons.